This is a messenger RNA of Exophiala mesophila, 2395 nucleotides long. RefSeq lists its product as uncharacterized. Gene Ontology annotation, biological process: DNA-templated transcription. Gene Ontology annotation, molecular function: DNA binding; zinc ion binding. The transcript has 3 exons. Lineage: Eukaryota; Fungi; Ascomycota; Eurotiomycetes; Chaetothyriales; Herpotrichiellaceae. The record is from RefSeq and is a predicted model, not a curated record. The coding region runs from base 1070 to 2395 and encodes 441 amino acids.
UCUGAAUCUGGGUUUGGGAUGCUGCCACUCUUUUGCGAUACAUAGCAAUCGAAGACAUAUUCAGCUUGUCCCACCUCAUUUUGCACUGGCCUGUGUAGCGCUUCAACGUCUGAGAGGGAUCUUCGGACACAGCAUCCGGUACGACUUCGCGAAACUCCCAAGAUGAUACAUCUCCUUUAAUCAUAUUGCUUAUCACAGGUGAAGCAGUCACUAAGCCAGGCCGCAGCCCCUCGCCGGGUGAUGUCGAGACACCUGUCAUGCAGUCACCUUCAUCGAUGAAGCCUUCGAAGGCCGCCAUCCCUCGCCAGGGUCUAGAGCUACACCUGUAUGGUAACCCUAACCCGGGCUUCUCGUGCAUGUGAGGGAUGUAAGCUCGGGAAGAAGAAGUGCACGGGUAGCUGGCCGUGCAGAGCAUGUGCUACAGUACAAAAAGAUUGCGUCUAUGGUGACAACAAAAGAGAAAGGCAAAACAGGUGACUGGGCUGUGCGCCUUUGGCUUCAUUUCUAUAUAGCUUACACGCAAAGGCUCCUUGCAACCAGCACCCAGAGGAAUGAGAGCCUGACCAACCUGGUCGAGAAAUUGCGUGGUGAAAAGAGCGAGCUGUUGAGUGUUCUUCGAUCUGUUCACGAAGUCGACGUUAAUAAGGCAGACGAUCUUUGAAUCGGGCAGCCACUUAUCAAGUACAUGGAACAGGACGAUAUGACAGAGACAGUGGUAUCUCUUUCAGACAAUGAUCAAUCUGGGAGUACAAGGACACCCGCAACGAGUAUCAACGGCGAGGAAUUGGCCCCUGUAAGUGUCGGGAGCCCAAAUUCCCAGGGAACAUCAUCCGACCGCAUUCACCUAGCGCAAGGGGCAGGCGCAAGUGGAUUCGUUGGAAAGUUAUCCGAAAUCUCUUGGCUGCGAAGAGCUCGAGAACACAUGCUUCAAAAUGUGACUUGUAACUGGGGACAACUCGACUCACAGGCGCAUGAAUAGCUAGCAGACGCAGAUCUAAGCUACCAUAUAGACCAAGCAGAUCUCCUCUCAGUCAACGAAGACGUUGUCAAUGAGUACUAGUGGCCAUCCAUGGCCAUAACAAUGGUCGGUGUUUUCUUUGACACGCUGUAUCCCACCCUUCCGUUCAUUGACAAGGAUAAAUUCCUUCAAAAACUGUCACAAUCAUACUAUCUUCGGGAAGACUAUUCGCUUAUCGACAGACGCCGUUGGCUUGCUAUCGCGAACAUGAUAUUCUCCUUGGGGUUAAAAUGGCUCAUGCAAGGUAACGCUAAUAGGUCAGCUGGUCAAGAAGACCACUUGUAUUACGCACGUGCAAGGAAACUAGGACUCGAUCAUCGCAUGGUGCAGGAUCAUCCCACGACUGCACAGGUAGAGGGUCUAGGUCUUCUAGCGUUGGACUUGACUAUGAAUCAUCAGAUCACAAGAGCUUGGAUCUGUGUUGGGAACGCUAUACGUCACGCCGUAUCAUUAGGCAUGCAUUUGGCAGUGCAUCCUGGUCCGGACGAGGCUCGUAUAAGCGGAAAUCGGGCAUCUACCUGGUACGCGUUGUAUAAUCUGGAGAUGUUCCUGGUCGAAGUCACCGGUCGACCAACCUCGAUGAUAUCGGGUCUAGAAAUGACCAUAUCACAGGAGGGAGCUCAAAACCAUUCGGAAUCACCGCUGAUAACCCAGAGGCAGGGAUCUUUACCACACGCUUUUGGCACUCCUCAACCUCUGCUGUCCGACGUUUCUGCCCAAUCUCUUUCGACCCAUUUCUCGCGACGCGUUGAUGUCAGCCGCAUCUCUCGUCGAAUCAGUACAACAUUAUACGCUGGAGGGCUCACCGCGAAUUGGGCCGAAUUCCAGCAUAGUGUCAGUUUGCUCCAACUCGAAAUCGAGAAAUUAGCCAGCACCGUUGUCAGACGCCUACAAAACCUAGAUGGUGCUUGGUUACUGGGCGAUCGCCAUAACCUUGAACUUGCGAUGUCAAUCUAUAGUCUACAGAUGAUGUUAUAUCGUCCGUUUCUGUGCGAUUGGGAGCGGAAAAUCCGGAAUGAAUCUUCGCCCUCUCAGGAUUUCAACCAGUCGAAGGCAGUAGAAGCUAUUACUGCGGCAAGAUCGAUGCUAGCUCUACUGUUCAGUGUGGAUGAUUUGCAGACACUCCCUCUGGUGUUUCCAUGCUGGUCCACACUACAUUAUAUCUGUCAAGCAGGCUCAAUCUUGAUCUUAGAACUGGCUAUGCAUGCUAUACAUCUACCGUCUGAAGCAGCUGAAAUGGUAAGCGACAUACACAGGGUUCUUAUUUAUCUUCAAGCUAUGUCGACGGCAUCUUAUUCCGCGGCCAAGGCAUGGGAGAUAUUUGCCUCCUUUGUGAACGAGAUCGAAUCCAGACUGGAAACUGGAAACUCGACUUGA